Molecule: messenger RNA, 1569 nt
Organism: Spea bombifrons (plains spadefoot toad)
Lineage: Eukaryota; Metazoa; Chordata; Amphibia; Anura; Pelobatidae
Gene: SAE1
Product: SUMO1 activating enzyme subunit 1
Exons: 9
Coding region: 51-1085 (344 amino acids)
Biological process (GO): protein sumoylation
Cellular component (GO): cytoplasm; SUMO activating enzyme complex
Molecular function (GO): SUMO activating enzyme activity
Source: RefSeq, a predicted model, not a curated record
CGUUCUCGGCCUCCAUUCAUUCCGUGUGUGAGGCGACCGGUACCGGGAACAUGGUGGAGAAAGAGGAGGCCGUGAUUAGCGAGGAGGAAGCGGCGCAGUAUGACCGGCAGAUCCGCCUGUGGGGGCUGGAGGCGCAAAAAAGGCUCCGCACGUCUCGGGUGCUUCUGGUUGGGAUGAGAGGCCUCGGGGCCGAAGUGGCCAAAAACCUCAUCCUGUCGGGUGUGAAAGGACUGACUGUGUUGGACCAUCAGCAGGUGUCUCCGGAGGACUCGCGGGCUCAGUUCCUGAUUCCGUCCGGAUCUCUCGGCCGUAACCGCGCCGAGGCCUCCCUGGAACGUGCGCAGAACCUGAACCCCAUGGUGGACGUGAAGGUGGACGCCGAGAACAUUGAGGAGAAGCCGGCAGAUUUCUUCACGCAGUUCGAUGCCGUUUGUCUGACCUGCUGCUCGCGGGACCUCCUGGUGAAAGUGAACCAGAUCUGCCGCAAACACGGCAUCAAGUUCUUCGCCGGCGAUGUUUUCGGUUACCACGGCUACAUGUUCGCCGACCUGGGGGAGCACGAGUUCGUAGAGGAGAAGACCAAGGUGGCCAAAGCGAGUCCGGAGGCCGAGGACGGCCCCGAAGCCAAGAAAUCCAAGAUGGAUUCCACAGAGACCACGCUGGUUAAGAAGAAGGUGCAGUUCUGCCAGCUGAGAGACGCCCUGGAGAUCGAGUGGAGCGGCGAGCGGGCGAGGGCCGCCCUGAAGAGGACGCCGGCCGACUUCUUCCUCUUCCACGUUAUAAUGAAGUUCAGGACUGAUAAAGGACGAGAUCCGCUGCCCAGCAGCUACCAGGAAGACUCGGAGUUGCUGCUCCAGAUUCGCAACGACUUGCUGGAGUCUCUCGGUGUCAGCCCGGACCUGCUGGCCGACGACUUCGCCAGUUACUGCUUCUCGGAGAUGGCGCCCGUCUGCGCGGUCGUCGGGGGGGUCCUCGGCCAGGAGGUCGUGAAGGCUCUGUCUCAGAGAGACGCCCCGCACAACAAUUUCUUCUUUUUUGACGGGAUUAGGAGUAACGGAAUCGUCGACUGCCUCGGAGCCAAAUGAGACGAGCCCUGGGGGGACUCCUGUGACAACGCACACAGUCCGGGGGUAUUGGAAGCAUUUGAUUGGCCGUUGCCAUACUGCACCUACUCCACAGAACAGGAGCCGUGUGACCCCGCAGCCUCUCUCGGUGUUCCCUCUGAGGUGACGCAGGCUGAAGCCACACUUCAAUUAACAAUUUAUCUGUAAAGCACCAAAAAACCGUGCGCAUGUCCCGGGACUGGAACCAAACAACGAGAAAUGUGUGUUUUCUGCAAUUUCAGUGACUUUUUUGUACAAAAUUAACCACUUCAUAGAGAGAACAUAAUUUGCAGGCGCCGUUUAGGUAAUCCGGUCCCUUUAAAUUCCAAGCCUGUUUCGUUCAUCUAAUUGUCCUAAGAAAAGAAAAAGAAAAAAACUUGGUUUGUUUUGCUGCGGGCAGAUAUUUUUUUUUUGUAUUUUGGGGGGUUUUUGCAAUAAAAUACGGCAUUUUAAAUGCUUUUGCAAA